AUCAAUAUAACUGGGCCACACUUUUUUGUCAAUUAAUACAAAUAGUUUUUGUUCUCUCUCGGUCCCAUCUCAUCGUAGUAGAGAUAGAUAAAUACUGAAACAUUGUUAUCUUUUUUUUACAGGAUAAAACCAGAAGCCAAUCUAAUACGUUAGAGAUUAGAAAGAAAAAACCUUUCAAACAGAUGGCAAGAGUUGUUAAAGUUGAUUCUUCAGAAUCAUGGGACUUUUAUGUCAGUCAAGCCAAGGAUCAAGGUUGUCCUAUUGUGGCUCACUUCACAGCGUCAUGGUGUAUUCCUUCUGUGUUUAUGAACUCUUUCUUCGAAGAGCUUGCCUUUAGCUAUAAGGAUGCUCUGUUUCUCAUCGUUGAUGUUGAUGAUGUCAAGGAAGUGGCGAGUCGACUAGAAGUAAAGGCGAUGCCAACUUUCUUGUUCUUGAAGGAUGGUAAUGCGAUGGACAAAAUCGUGGGCGCAAACCCUGAUGAGACCAAGAAAAGGGUCGAUGGUUUCGUUCAGUCCUCACGCGCGGUUCCUAUUGCUUAGAAAUAUUGUAUAUAUGAAUUAAGAGCAGAGGAAUACUAAUAAAAUUUGUGUGAAAUGUAAGUUUGGUAUAUGGUUUGUGUGAUAAAUCAAGUGUAAGUGUACAUUUCUAUAAAUACAAUUACUAUAUCUGUUUUACCUACA
Molecule: messenger RNA, 680 nt
Organism: Camelina sativa (false flax)
Lineage: Eukaryota; Viridiplantae; Streptophyta; Magnoliopsida; Brassicales; Brassicaceae
Product: thioredoxin-like protein CXXS1
Source: RefSeq, a predicted model, not a curated record